This is a messenger RNA of Clonostachys rhizophaga, 1074 nucleotides long. The record is from the annotation of a GenBank genome assembly. NCBI's taxonomy places the organism in Eukaryota, Fungi, Ascomycota, Sordariomycetes, Hypocreales, Bionectriaceae.
AUGCGUCUAUCUCUAGCCCUCCAAGCCACAGCUUGGCAUAUGAUUCUCAGUAGUGCGCUUUACGGCACUGCCCUCGCCGCAGCGAGCUGGAACUCUACAAUCAACCAUUUCACAACAACUGAUGGUACGACCUAUGCUUACGACUGUAAUCCCGCAAGUGGCUCGAACGCGACUUUCCUCCUCUUGCACGGCUAUCCAUCCUCUCACAAAGACUGGGAGCAUCAAAUUGCGGCCUUGAAUGCAGCUGGCUUCGGCACCCUCGCUCCGGACAUGCUGGGGUUUGGUGCCUCUGAUAUGCCAACAGAUCCUCACGAAUAUAGAGCCAAGAGAUUGUCUGGUCAUUUAGCGGAGCUCCUCGAUCACAAGUCACUCGACACCGUGAUCGGCGUGGGCCAUGAUUGGGGUUCCGUGAUUCUGACCCGCCUUGCGGUCUACCACCCUGACCGAUUCGAGAAGUUCGUCUUUGUCAAUGUAGGCUAUCAGGCUCCCGGGGGCUUCGUGGACCUUGAUAGCCUCAACUCCAUGCUUUCAGCCGAAUAUGGAUAUAUGCCUUACGGAUAUUGGUACUUCUUUGAUCGAUACGAUGCUGGGACAGUAAUCAAAACUCAUCUGGAAUCAUUCUGGCACCUCGUGUUCCCAGAAAAUCAUACUAUCUGGGUCGAUCAUCUCGCUCCUAUCAGUGCAGCUCGAAGCUGGCUCCAGGCCGAAACAAAAACCAACGACCCGCCGUUUCUCAGUGCCGCCUACAAAUCGGACUGGCUAGCGUGGAUGAGCCGCCCGAAUGCGACAGAGUCUGGCCUUAACUGCUACAGAUCUCAGUUGAGGGGAGUAAACGAUGCUGAUGAGUCUACGAUCAAGACAAAAUACUGGGAACUACACGUGCCGGUGCUGGCUAUCGGGGGAUCUCAAGACCCGAUUGGCCGAGCUGACUUGAUGGUGGCAUCAACCCAGCCUUGGGCUUUGGGGGGAUUUGAAACCAAAACCCUUAAUUCAGGACACUGGACAGCUCAAGAACUACCUAAUGAAGUUAAUGAUCUUCUGAUGGAAUUUGCUAGAAAGGAUCUGGCGCAUUAA